Molecule: messenger RNA, 6796 nt
Organism: Rattus norvegicus (Norway rat)
Lineage: Eukaryota; Metazoa; Chordata; Mammalia; Rodentia; Muridae
Source: RefSeq, a predicted model, not a curated record
UUAUGAUUGUUCCUGACAAUGGAUCCGCUUCCAGGAGGCCCUGCUUAGGAUAACCAAAAAAGGGCAUGGAGCCGGCUGGUUUUGGCAGCCUGCUCGAAGUUUCAAGCUUUUUAGGACUUGGUUUUUCUGAUGAGUGAUAUCCUGAGCAUGCCUAGGGAAUGACAGGCAUCUGCACGGGCAGACAGCAUCACCUUGGCGAGGGUGUCGUCAUUGGCUGCCUAUUAGAAAAACUACAGGACAAUGCAUACCACCGCCUGCUGACUGUAAACAUAGGGGGUAUGUGUUCACUUAGCAUGGACUUCUGGGAGGGGCCAAGGAAGGGCGGUCUGCAGUUUUAUUGAAUAGAGAGCAGUGUGCGUUAGGCUGCCUGCCUGCCUGCCUGCUUGCUCUCUUGCUGGGUUGCUUAAAGGAAUCCUUGCUUUCAAACAGCGGGACGUCCUUCUCCUCGGGAAGAAGCUGCAGCCCCAGAGAUCGAGAUAUUAUCUGGGCUCCCUAAACCCGAAACCUCACUAUGGAUGAUUUUGAACGUCGCAGAGAACUCAGGAGGCAAAAGAGGGAGGAGAUGCGGCUGGAGGCGGAGAGAAUUGCCUAUCAGAGGAAUGAUGAUGACGAAGAAGAGGCUGCCAGGGAACGGCGCCGCCGAGCCCGACAGGAAAGGCUGCGGCAGAAGCAAGAGGAAGAAUCCUUGGGACAGGUGACAGACCAAGUGGAGGCCCAUGUCCAGAACAGUGUCCCCGAUGAAGAGUCUAAGCCAGCCACUGCAAAUGCUCAGGUAGAAGGUGAUGAGGAGGCUGCUUUGCUGGAGCGCCUGGCCAGGCGAGAAGAGAGACGUCAAAAACGCCUUCAGGAAGCCUUAGAGCGUCAGAAGGAGUUUGAUCCAACCAUAACCGAUGGCAGUCUCUCAGUCCCAAGCAGAAGGAUGCAAAAUAACUCGGCUGAAAAUGAGACAGCAGAGGGGGAAGAAAAAGGAGAGAGUCGCUCAGGACGGUAUGAGAUGGAAGAAACAGAAGUGGUCAUCACGUCCUACCAGAAGAACAGCUAUCAGGAUGCUGAAGACAAAAAGAAAGAAGAAAAGGAGGAGGAGGAGGAGGAAGAGAAGCUGAAGGGAGGGAACCUUGGCGAAAAUCAGAUCAAAGAUGAGAAGAUUAAAAAGGACAAAGAGCCCAAAGAAGAAGUCAAGAACUUCUUGGAUCGAAAGAAAGGAUUUACAGAAGUGAAGGCGCAGAAUGGAGAAUUCAUGACCCACAAACUUAAACAAACUGAGAAUGCUUUCAGCCCCAGCCGUUCAGGAGGCCGGGCCAGCGGGGACAAGGAAGCUGAAGGCGCCCCACAAGUGGAAGCCGGUAAGAGGCUGGAAGAGCUGCGCCGACGCCGUGGGGAGACAGAGAGCGAAGAGUUCGAAAAACUCAAACAAAAGCAACAGGAGGCAGCCUUGGAGCUGGAAGAGCUGAAGAAAAAGAGGGAAGAGAGAAGGAAGGUUCUGGAGGAAGAGGAGCAGAGAAGGAAGCAGGAGGAGGCUGAUCGAAAAGCUAGAGAGGAGGAAGAGAAGAGGAGGUUGAAGGAAGAGAUCGAAAGGAGAAGGGCAGAAGCUGCUGAGAAACGCCAGAAGAUGCCGGAAGAUGGCCUAUCUGAGGACAAGAAGCCGUUCAAGUGCUUCACUCCUAAAGGCUCAUCUCUCAAGAUAGAGGAGCGAGCAGAGUUUUUGAAUAAGUCUGUGCAGAAAAGUGGUGUCAAAUCAACUCAUCAAGCAGCUGUGGUCUCCAAGAUUGACAGCCGGCUGGAGCAAUAUACCAAUGCAAUCGAGGGAACGAAAGCUUCAAAACCUAUGAAGCCUGCAGCAUCCGAUCUUCCUGUCCCUGCAGAAGGUGUCCGCAAUAUCAAGAGCAUGUGGGAGAAAGGGAGUGUGUUUUCAUCCCCCUCUGCCUCGGGGACACCAAAUAAGGAAACUGCUGGCCUGAAGGUGGGGGUUUCCAGCCGCAUCAAUGAAUGGCUAACUAAAUCGCCGGACGGCAACAAGUCACCCGCUCCCAAGCCUUCUGACUUAAGGCCAGGAGAUGUAUCUGGCAAGCGGAACCUCUGGGAAAAGCAAUCCGUGGAUAAGGUCACUUCUCCCACUAAGGUAAUAUACUGGAGGCAUCAUGUGUCAGAGAUUGGGGUCAAACGAGAAACCUUGCUGACUCGCAAAUCUGUGCAGAUGACAGUUUCUAAAAGUCCCAUGUAUAGCCCAAAGAAAGGACAAGUUACAAAGCCAUUGGCACUGAAGGUUUGUCAGGCUUACAACAUAAAUGGCUUAAAGUCAUGGAAUGAUUUCCAGUAAAACAACUUCUAAAUAGUUGUCAUAGUUGUGGAAAAAUAAGGCCAUAACUAUGGCCUAUCUUUCUUUGCAAGGUUCCUGACUGGCCACACAGUUAUUUGGGGGGAAACAAAUCUCUUAGAUGAAAUCGUGUGACUCCUUCAUUGGCUCCAUUUCUAAACUGUCCUAAGAGACAUUUUCACAGGCUCAGAUUUCAUAUAGCUAUGGCAGAAAUUUUAAACAAAGUAUGCUACCCUGUAAAAACCAGUGGCUAAGGAUGCUUGGUCUGCUAGGAAAAGGGUUUGCACACGUUUCAGAAACACACUCUGUGUGGUGUUUAACAGCUGCUCAGAGAAGAAACAGUACUGCUGGUGGUAUGGGGAGCUUAUUUCUGAUUGUAGCCUUUCCCAUUUCAAGAAACAGACCCAGCCCUGCCCUUCAAUGGGAGAAAAUUCAGAAAGGCCCCUCAGAGAUCAGUAAUAAGUAUGGUGAGAACACUCUGCCCUAAGGAUAGAGACUUCUAAAGCAAACUCCAGACCAAUGAGCUCACUCAAGCAGCUAAAAGAUCACUGAGAAUCACAUCAGUGAGGGAGUGACUGGCUCCUUUCCCAUGUUUUGUCCUCUCUUGGAUCCAGGACGGCUGCCUGAGUCUACCACUCCUUCUACUCAGUUAAAUAGUACUCUUUAGGUCCAAUGAAAUCCACUAGCCCAGCCACUCUUAUAUGAAGUGACUUCAAAUAAUUCCAUUAUUCCAAUGAUUGCUAGCUAAGUUCCAUCACCUAGUGAUGAUCACCACUGCCAACUACUAACACUGAGGGAGUAGCUACUCUGUGGCAGACACCAUUACUGCCCCGUGUGAUCCCCCAGCAGCUAGUAGAGGUAAGGAGUGGAAUUAUUACCAUUUCAUAGCCGGAGAAAAUGAGACACUGAGAGAUUAAACAACUUUUGUAAAGAAACAUAUCUAACAAGUAGCCAGAACUAUACACUGAGGAGAGAGGGCUCAGUGGUUAAGAGCAUUUGCUGUUCUUGCACAUAUCCCAGGUUCGAUUCCCAGCACCCACAUGGCAGUUCGCAACCCUCUGUAACUAUAUUACCAAGGGAUACAACGCCUUCUUCUAGCCUCUGAGACCACUUGGCAUGCACAUGAGACGCAGUUAUAUAUACAGUCAAAACACAGAUAUAAAACAAAAAUUAAGUUUUUUAAUGUUCAAAAACAUCCCUGCACUGAAUUCUGCCUUGAGCCUAUAUUCUUAGGCAUUAUCCAUAUUUUUUGUUUUUUGAGAAUGUACAUUUAGCAAAAAAAAUUUUUUAAAAGUUCCCUUCAUAAUUGUCUACUGGUGGCAGGGCAUGAUUUAAAAAACGAAAACACAAAGAAUGAACUUGUGGGCCUAAGACUUUAAAAUCCCGGUAACAUAGCAAUAUCUUACAAAGUAUUGGUCCGAGUAUUAUGACACUUUCUGAGUAGGGGAUGUUGACCAUCCACUGUCACAGGUAUCAGGUCCCGUGGUCACAUUAGGGCUAUGGAAGGUAAAGCAAAAGCCCCUGGAAUGGUAGGACUAAGAGGACACCUCUCAUACACAAGAAGGCAUUGAGGAUGCAGCUGAGGUUGUGUUGCAAAGUAGGGGCUGCUUUUCCUGUACCAGGCCUUCCUCGCUGGUCUACCCCUGAUCUCUCAAACCACCCCACCCGACCUAGCAGAGUUAAUGAGACAGCAGGUCAGGGAUCCCUGCUCCAAAUCAUCGCACUCCCUACUUCCUGUGUGGCCAUUUCCUUGAAAUGAAAAUGAAUAUGUAUGACAUAGUCCCUCAGCAGGGGCUUUUAGCAGCUGACCGAAGGAGAAACAAAUGGAAUAAGAGUAGACUAAGGGUCAAAUAAGUCUCAAGGAUCAGUGUGUAGGGAUUUUUAAAAAAAAAAAAAGGUGGCUGGGGGUAAAUGGGAGGAAUUGGGUGAUAAGCAUGUCCUCUGUCCCAAUGUUGAUGUGGCCUUGACUGAGAGCUUCUCAGUCGUGUGGAACACUAGAGAUUCCCAGUCCUUCUUGUAGAGCUUAAAAGCCAUCUUGACUUAGAGUGCUGUGAACAAAGAUGAAGGCACCUCGAGGAGAAAGAAAAAGUGAAAAGAAUCUUGGAGCGAAAGGUCACAUUUGAACUUAACGCCAGCAGCAGUCUUCCCUUUCAGGUUGUUUAGAUUUAUUCCUACCGAACGAUGAGCCCACGAAACAGCGUGCGCUGCCAGUUUAAAGUUCUCUUCUCUCAGCAGGUCUGAAACAAUCGGAGAAAGAACCCAACUGCAAGCCAUCUUGCUGGGCCAGCUCAGUUGGAGAGGGCUAAUCGCUCUGUUUAUAUUUAUGUUUUCCAAUAUCCCAGUAAAUCCAUGUAUAUGCUCACUAUAUUUAAUAACCACAAGUAGAGGUGUUCAUGGUCAAAGUGCUGCCUUUGCAGAGGAGCCUGUUUCUAAAGAAACCCAUGCUGUGAAGUAAGCUUGCUACUGUCAUAUGAACAGUGAUACCAACCACAUCAGAAGUCGACAAAAGAAAAUCGAGCUUAAGAUUGUCCAAGGAAUGUAUGCGGUAUCUAGGUGGGGGGAAAUGACCCAUAGGCUUUGUUUUGUCUCAGUACAGACAUCAUGUUUCUGCACUUUAGACUAAAGCAUGGAAGAAAUUAUCUAAGUAGGCAAUCAAAAUUCUCUGAAAGUGAUCCACUUCAGAUCUGAUAUAGGGCAGUGAUGAUUGUCUUUUUUUUAAAAAAGAAGAUGUACUGUUGACAUAUUGCUUUUCUUCUAUGCUGAUUCAUACCUAGAUUGGGUGAUUAUUUUAGCUGACAGUGGUACUGAUUUUUUUCUUCAGGUUAGUUGCUUUGUGGAUUUCUCUGGUAGCGAUAGUAGACUGAACCACAUUUAGAUAACCCAACUAUGUAAUGUAUGUGCAUACGUGUAUACAGACACACUAAUGGUAGAUGACUCUUUCAUGUGCUGCGCUAUUCUAUUUCAUAGUACGCCCUUGUAACUAACCAAUAUCACAGCUUUCAAAGAUUAAAGAAAAUCACAAUAGUAUAUCAAUAUUUCAUAUUUGCCAGUAGAAACAUGGAAGUUAGGUAUAGAUAUGUUUUCAAUGCCCAAUGACUUAUAAGAAAAAAGUAUUGGAAAAAUAAGAGAUUACAAGUGUCAAAACUAGUUGAAACUUCUUAUAAGACAUAGUAUUUAGUUUAUAAUUGAGAGCAGUCUUGAAUUCCAGUGUGAAUUUUAUUAAGUCUACCAUCUGGACAAAGCCCAAACCCUGUUUAUUUGUGGCCGUGAAGUUCACCUCCUCCACACACAAAAAAAGUUGACCUACAUGAUACCUAAGGUGUCUCCUUUCUCUACCACUUAGAGCCAACCAUUUUGAUGACUAAUGCAUAAGUUAGAAUUCAUGUAGACGCCUAAAGAAAGACCAACUUCGCCUCAUGUAGAAGUAGGCAGGUAAAAGUGAGCAAAAGCACGGCAGUCCCUCUAGGUACUCGUGCUCUUUAAUUAAAAAUGUCUGCCUUUAGUAGUCAGUUGGUACUGCCAUAAGUUGAUAAUAUCUUGAAAUUUGAAAAGUAUAUGUAAAUUUCAAUUGUUUUACUCCCCCCUCCCACCAAGGGCCUUUGGGAAUUCAUCAUUCAGAUAUCAGAUUCUACUUCAGCUUAUGCCUUUACUCUUCCCAAUAGAUAAAAGUACUCUAGUGUCUUACCAAAUGUUCUUAUAGAGAACAUUCUAUGCAUACAGUGUCAUUGUACAAACUCAUACCUCAGCUGACUUAACCAAAUUAUCUUUAUCUCCGUUCCUUCCACAGUAGGAGAGCCUUUAACAUUUCCAAUCCACAGAUUUCUUUUUAAGAGGAUAAGGGUUGGCUCAAGGGGUGACCACUGCCUUGAGAAGUUUACUUUUCUCAUGAAUUAGUAAGAGUUAGUUGGAUUCCCUAGCUUUUAGCAAACUUGGGCCAAAGGAAGGAAAGCCACUAAGACUACACAAGUCAUCUCCCCACGACAGAGUAGACACAAGUCUAUGAUAAGAUGAAUAGAAUGCACAUGGCACACCCAUAGACAUGACUUCCAUCAUUGGAGUAAAAUGGAUCAAAGUUUGAUUUAAGGCAGAUGCUUGAGGGAUCAUGGUAAUGUGUGUUAACCAAGGCCUUCCCCUGCUAUCUUACAGGCUUUUUGUUUGUCAUUUUCGCUUUUAAGAAAGUUCAGAGUGGUGAAAUGAUGGUUUUGAUCCUAACUUUUAUUCCAAUAUUUGGAUGACAAUGAGUUUUAGGGUAAAAGUUUUUCUGUUUGGAUUUAAUCUUUGAAGAAGCAAAUUCCUCAUUUACUUGUUUGAUUACAGCUCUCUGUUAUCUUUAAGAGAGGAAACUGCAAGCUGACUAGCAUGUUCUGUGAAUCUGCCAUUGUUAAAAACGUUAUAAACACUUAAUAUUUUUCACUGAUAAUUGAUCGCUGCAAUAAAAAUAUAUUGUGAAAAUGCAUCCACAAUAAAUGGAAUUCUUCCAGC